UGCAGUGAAAUAUGAUCGGCGUUCGCUCGUAACGCACAGCAGUGAGCCAUAAUCCUGGCGCGGCGCACUUUUUUUCUUGGGUCAGGGAUGCUCCGCGCAGACAAAAGAAGGAGGUUUCCGUGCCGUGGGUGGUAAUUAUCAUCCAGCCUAGAGAACAGGAAAGUUGCAGCUUCAAACACACACACACGCACACACGCACAGACACACUGCCACAUCACAACACCGCCGUUACUGCACUCCAACAUGCAUUUAGGACUUUUGCUGCUGUUUCUUGCCUUGACGAAAAGUUGUUGGUGCGCCCCGCAGCAGACUUGUCACCCAGGAGACGAAGCUUUAGGGAAAUGCAGCAACAGCGUGUUGGAAGAAAAACCUACCUGCACAGAGCUGAACCUGGGCUAUUGUAAUGAUAUGGAAUACUCGAGUACCAUCUUCCCCAACAUCCUUGGCCACAAGAGUCGCAUGGAGGCAGAGUCGGGGGCAGAGUACCUCCUCCUCAGCGUCAUCCAUGGCCUGCUCAACGGGGAGUGCUCCCCUGAGAUACGUCUCCUCGGCUGCUCUGUGCUCGCCUCUCCCUGCCAGAAUGACAAGAUGAUCAAACCCUGCCGUAGCUCAUGCGAUGCACUGAGGAAGGACUGUGCCCACGCCUUUGAAGCCAUCGAAAUGGCCUGGCCCUACUUCCUAGACUGUGACCGCUUCUUUGCUGGCGACCAGGAGGGCUGCUUUGACCCACUGGCAGGGCUGAGAGCCAGACAGGAGCUAGCAUUGUCCAGCCUCUCUCCUGAAGAGCCCAGCACCAUCAUCCAGUUCACCUACACCACCAACGCCCAGAUGUACAGCUUACUGAAGAGAACAGCGGCAAAGUGCUCCCAUAUCUCUCAUGUCUACAGCAUCGGACGCAGCACAGAGGGCAGGGAUCUGCUGGUUAUUGAGUUCAGCAACAACCCAGGACAGCACGAGCUAUUGGAGCCAGAGGUCAAGAUGGUGGCCAACAUGCAUGGCAACGAGGUGCUGGGCCGCCAGCUGCUCAUCUACCUGGCUCAGUACCUGUGCUCAGAGUACAUUCUGGGGAACCACCGAAUUCAGACCAUCAUCAACACCACCCGCAUCCAUCUUCUGGCCUCCAUGAAUCCAGAUGGCUAUGAGCUGGCGGCCGCAGAGGUAGAGGAUAACAAUGACCCGGAGCUCAGCAACCAGGAAGGUCACUUGUUGAAUGGUUGGACCAGUGGACGGGCCAACGCCCAGAAUAUUGACCUCAACCGCAAUUUUCCGGACCUUACCUCCAUUUUCUAUCGGAACCGCCGCAGUAGGCACUACCGCAUUGACCACAUUCCUAUCCCUGAUGCCUACUGGUUUGGCAAGGUGGCACCAGAGACCUAUGCAGUGAUGAAGUGGAUCAGGUCACUGCCCUUCGUUCAAUCUGCCAGCCUUCAUGGAGGGGAUCUGGUGGUCUCUUAUCCCUUUGACUUCUCUAGACACCCGCAUGAGGAGAGGAUGUUCUCACCCACCCCAGAUGAACAGGCUCUGAAGCAGCUGGCUCGUACCUACGCAGACGCCCAUGAAACCAUGGCAAACAAUGACACAGACAGGUGUGGAGCCUCCUUUUACCGAACGAGGGGCAUCAUCAAUGGUGCACUGUGGUACAGUUUUGCUGGCGGUAUGUCAGACUUCAACUACCUGCAUACCAAUUGUCUGGAAAUCACCGUGGAGCUCGGCUGUGACAAAUUCCCCUCUGAGGCUGAGCUCUACCCAGAAUGGAAGAGGAAUAAGGAAGCUCUGCUUAGUUUUCUGGAGUCUGUCCAUCGAGGGAUAAAGGGAGUCGUUAAGGAUCGUGAUGGAAAUGGCAUAAAAGGUGCAACUAUCUCUGUCAGGGGGAUUAGGAAAGAUGUCACCACAGCUGAAGAUGGAGACUACUGGCGGCUGCUGAACCCUGGUACUCACAUCCUGACAGCCACAGCCAAGGGUUACUCCAGGGUCAGUAAGAGGGUUUAUCUGCCUCACAGUAUGACCAAGGCUGGACGUGUCGACUUUCUCCUGGAGAAGGUUCCCAGAGAGCCAGAUAUCGAUGACCACCUCUUCCCCACAGUUGACUCAUGGGAUCGAUUCGACCCCUACAACCAGUUUGAGCGCUACAGCGAGCCAGACAUAGGUGAGGGUGGUAUAGAGCGUGAGGAGAAACCAUGGUGGUGGAACUACUUCUCCCAGUCUGGCAUCACACCUCCACACUGGCUCCUGCGAACUGUCUAGAUGCAUCACAGCACAAUGAAGAUCCUGGAAUACCACAGCGAGACUGGUGAUGGACGGUCCUUCAUCCAGUCCUACUGGUGCUCUUAGAGGUGUCUGUGUAGCAGGAACCUAUCUACACAGGUUUCAGUGCUUCCUGGAAGGAUGUGAAUAGGCUUUUUUCCCACCAGGCAACAAAUUAAAUUCUGGCCUGUCAGCGGAGUUUUGGCCAAUAUUGCUUUGCAGCUGCAUUUAAUUUGUUUUAAGUAUAAAUUGAACCACUGGGGAAAUAAAGGAUUUAUGGAUGCCUCAAUUGUCAAACUGUUAAAGAUGUUCACAGUCAAAAAUAAUUGUAUGCACUUAUUUGAGUAUUGUGAUUGCACAUUACAAUUUCAUAUGUGACGGCAGCUGCAAAAAAUGUCUCUGUGUGCACAUUUCUAAAAAAUUUUAAGUGGGUACAAAUUUCACUCAGAUAUGACUGUUCUUUGUUAUUAUAUGCAACAGGUGAAUUUCUUGUAUGUUGCAGCCACAUUUUUAUACAUUAUACAAGGCAUAAGUGCUACAGCCAGAAUUUUCUGGGCCUGUAACAGCACUUAAUAUGGAGCAUUACAUUUGAGCUUGGAUUAGCAGCAAUACUGUGCCAAUUGUGAACAGUGGAAAUUCUUGCUUUGUUUUUCACAAGCAUUUUUCCAAGCAUAUUAUAUAAAUAUUAAAUAUUUGUGGCAUAUCGUC
This is a messenger RNA of Epinephelus lanceolatus (giant grouper), 2952 nucleotides long. RefSeq names its product carboxypeptidase Z (gene cpz). Gene Ontology annotation, biological process: peptide metabolic process; protein processing. NCBI's taxonomy places the organism in Eukaryota, Metazoa, Chordata, Actinopteri, Perciformes, Serranidae. Gene Ontology annotation, molecular function: zinc ion binding; metallocarboxypeptidase activity; protein binding. The record is from RefSeq and is a predicted model, not a curated record.